AGUCUCAAAGAAUUCCAUUUUUAUGAAUAAAUCAACUAAUAUAAUUUGAUGUAACAAUUUUGUAUUGUCACUAAAUAAAACUAAAUAUGUGCAGGACUAUGGAGUGACAAUACUUCUGUAUAGAACACAGUUUCUAGUAGACGUGGUUCAAGAAAAGGCAGGACGAGUGCUUGUGCUUGACUCCAUCAAACAAGGAAAUGCUUGGCUUGGCAUGGACGUUCUGAUCUUCAACUCCUGGCAUUGGUGGACUCACACCGCCGGAAUCCAGCCGUGGGAUUAUAUGAGGGAAGGAAACAAAUUGUACAAAGACAUGAACAGGCUUGUGGCUUUUUACAAAGGACUAAACACAUGGGCUCGUUGGAUUAACUACAAUAUUGAUUCUUCACGCACUCAAGUCUUCUUUCAAGGCGUUUCUCCUGUCCACUACGAUGGAAGAGAGUGGAACGAACCACUGAAGUCGUGCAAGGGCCAAACUCAGCCGUUCAUGGGACAAAGAUAUCCAGGAGGAUUGCCCUUAGGUUGGGUUGUGGUUAACAAAGUGUUGAGCCGAAUCAAGAAACCCGUCCGCCUUCUUGAUCUCACAACUCUCUCGCAGUAUCGCAAAGACGCACACCCAAGUCUCUACAAUGGUAUCGCAAAGGGUCUAGACUGUAGCCAUUGGUGUCUCCCUGGUCUCCCUGACACUUGGAACCUACUUCUAUACGCAUCUCUUACAUCAUAGUUCUCGUUUUACAUAUUGAUUUGUUCUACCAUUUUAAUAUGAAUAAUUUGUAGUAUCCUUGUGAUUGUGAUUGAGAUUCUUCCCUUGUUAAUCUUUCUAUGUAAUUAACAUUGUUAGUACUUACAUUAUGGGAUUAAUUUCUUAUAUAUUUGUUAUAUUAUUUUUAUUUCA
Brassica rapa (field mustard) is the source of this 892-nucleotide messenger RNA. RefSeq names its product protein trichome birefringence-like 40. Gene Ontology annotation, molecular function: O-acetyltransferase activity. The record is from RefSeq and is a predicted model, not a curated record. Lineage: Eukaryota; Viridiplantae; Streptophyta; Magnoliopsida; Brassicales; Brassicaceae. Gene Ontology annotation, cellular component: Golgi apparatus.